This is a messenger RNA of Caenorhabditis auriculariae, 289 nucleotides long. The record is from the annotation of a GenBank genome assembly. NCBI's taxonomy places the organism in Eukaryota, Metazoa, Nematoda, Chromadorea, Rhabditida, Rhabditidae.
AUGGCCAACACAUUGCUGAACAGCACCAUGGAGCUGGAGAACAUCGCUCCGCUCGGCUCGCCUUUUUUGGAACAAGCAAUCAAACUAAAACGUUGGGCUAGCUACCAUCUUUCCGUUGCGACUGCCGUUUUGCAGUACCUUUACGGUAUUCUGCCGGAGUCUCUGGAGGUACUUGAAUUUCUUCAUUCAAUUUCUUUUCACUUCAUAACCUUGGGAAAUGGAAUAAUAAUCGAACAUGUUUCAGCCCGGGAGCCGCGCCUUUGCUGCUACCGGCCCGCCGGAGUUCUAG